UUUCUCAUCACCUUCUCACACAUUCAAGCGCAUAGAUUUUUUACAAGGACAUUACUAGUGGAGCAACAAUGGCUUUGAGUUCUAAUGCACAAGGGUUCAUCCUCCUCCUAGCUGCUGCCUCUCUGUUGGCAGUGACAGAGGCCAGAACCAUCGUCGUUGGAGGGUCUGAAGGCUGGCGUUUUGGCUACAACUACACUGACUGGGCUCUCCAAAACAGCCCCUUUUACAUAAAUGACCAACUAGUGUUCAAGUACGAUCCACCAAGCGAUGCGAACUCCGGCUACAGCGUAUACCAACUGCCGAACCUGGGGAGCUACAUCACUUGCGACUUCAGCAAAGCCAAGCUGCUGGCGAGUCAGACGCAGGGAGGUGGCGACGGCUUCAAGGUGGAGCUGACUCAGUGGAGGCCAUAUUACUUUGCCAGUGGUGAUAAAGAUGGCAAGAACUGCAAGGAUGGGCUGAUGAAGUUCUUUGCCGUCCCACUACCACGUUGGAAUAAUUAAACUCAGAGUUUGAAAGCACACAAAUAAAACUUCCGGGAAGAAGAGACGGCAAACCAAAUACAUUAUACACAUACAUAAACCAGAUUGAUACCAUGUAGUUCAAUAAUUCUGGAGGGUUUUCAGUAAAAAUAAAAAAUUUCCCCAAUGAUACUUGUAGGUGGAAAUUUGUUUGAUAAAUCUGUCUUUGUUUGUUGAUUUUCAUGUUCGCAAUAAAGAUGAUUUGGUUUGUUUGAAA
Molecule: messenger RNA, 738 nt
Organism: Pyrus x bretschneideri (Chinese white pear)
Lineage: Eukaryota; Viridiplantae; Streptophyta; Magnoliopsida; Rosales; Rosaceae
Product: early nodulin-55-2-like
Exons: 2
Coding region: 69-503 (144 amino acids)
Molecular function (GO): electron transfer activity
Source: RefSeq, a predicted model, not a curated record